AUGAGCCGCCUCCCGACCAAGUCCACGGCCUCGGGCCUUGCCGAAUGCAGCCAGUCCCAGUUCAACUCGCGCCUUCAGCCCCCCAAGGCCAAGGGCACCAAGCGCGAGAUCCCCUUGCCGGCCAUUCAGUCCGAGAGCAAGCGCGUACCGCUGUCCCACAGGGCCGGAGAGUAUGUAACUAAGCCGUCUGCGGUUGCGCCUCUCCCACGACCCAAUGUCCAAGGCCAGUCCUUGCCAAAGCUCAAGAAGCCCGAAAUCCAAACUCGCCAGAUCCAACCCCCCUCCUCGCCCUCAUCAAGCGCCUACGGCAGAAGCACCGGCACUACCUGUCAGACGUCAACGGACCGCCCGCAAACGCGGGCUGGAGUGCGCGCUAGCCAUGGCCGAUCCAAGAGCCAGGCGCCCGUUAGGCCUCGUACGGCGUACAGCAACUACGAAAAGCCCGCCCCUGCUGAGCGCGAAGAGGCGGUCGUCAAGAAUGCUGUGGCACAGAAGAAGGAGGGCCCUGAGACGCCGAGUAACAAGCACAUGGUUUACAUGCUGAACAAGGUUGAACGGAGCAUCCGAGAUAUCCAGUCACCCGCCAAGCCACCCUGCACUAUGCCCUAUUAUCUGAGCAAGUCGUCUAACGUGAAAAACUUUGUAGCAUGGGAUGUCGAUGGCCGAGUCGUUGAUAUGGAGUCGCAGUUCAAGGAGCUGAAGGACAUGGUCAACACGACCCUGAUCGAGCGCAAGGGUCACGAUAACGCCUUGGAACUCGCUAAGACGAGAGGCAUGUAUAGUCACUUAUCCGAACUGGAACGAGACCGUGCCAAGCUUGAGGAUCGCAAUGAGACUCUGAAGAUGGCCCUUGACAGUUCGAAACAGGAUGAGCGACAGUUGCGACACGAAAUCGAGAAGCUCCAAUGGGACCACCGGCGAGAAAUGGACGAUGUCGAGAGGAAACACCGCGAUGCUGUCGACGACCUUUCCCGCAAACACGUGGCAAUCACCAGCGAGCUGAGCCGCGAACUCGACCGUGUGAAGGAGCAGGAGACAAAGGAACAUCACCAGGAACUCAAGAACCUGGAACGACGCCACCAGCAAGAGAUUGAAGACGAGAGGCAGAGGAAGGACCGCGAAAUCCAGGACAUGCGUCUGCGCAUGAACAGCGACAACCAAGAUCUCGAGAUGGCGAUGCAGCGAAAAGACCGGGAGAUGAUAGACCUUCGGUCGCAGAUCAAUGGCCUGAAGGGCGAUCUCGAGCGCGAGAGGACGCUCAAGGGAAGCCUGGAGACCAACAUUGCCGAGCUCGCGGCAUCCAACACGACGCUGGAAGCCAAGAUCAACUCUUUACGGUCGCAGGUAGACUUUCUGGAGUCGGACAGCAAGGCCCAGUCCGACUCAUUCUCGAGCAUGGAAGCGCGGCUGCAGGAUGCGCUGCGGGUAGCCGAGGAGGCCAAGGAGAAGCUCAUAAAGGAGGAGACGGAGCGCCGGGUGCUCUUCAACAAGUACCAGGAGCUCAAGGGCAACAUCCGCGUCAUGUGCAGAGUGCGGCCGGCGCUGGAUGAUUCUGAAGGGGAUAAGGCGCAGAUGACGUUCCCCGACGAUAAGACGUCUGCCGAGAUCGUCAUGGCGGGCCCUGAAGAGAGGACCUCGCUGGGUGUGCUGUCGCGCAAGAACUACCCCUUUGAGUUUGACCGCGUCUUCGUGCCGGGCACGCAGAACAAUGAGAUCUUUGACGAGAUCUCACAAUUGGUACAGAGCGCACUGGACGGAUACAACGUGUGCAUCUUCUGCUACGGCCAGACGGGGUCGGGCAAGACGUACACCAUGUCUUCGGAGGACGGCAUGAUCCCGCGCGCAACGCACAUGAUAUACGAGACGAUCGGCCAGCUCAAGGAGAAGUCGUGGGAGUACACGAUGGAAGGAUCGUUUGUCGAGGUCUACAACGAGGAGCUCAACGACCUGCUGGUGGAGGGAAGGAGCAGCAAGAAGCCCGAGAUCCGCCACGACGACGCGCGCAAGCAGACGACGCUGGUCAACUGCCGUACCCUGGUGGGGGAGAACCUGGCCACCGGUGAGCGCUGCGAGGGAACGCUCAACCUCGUCGACCUUGCGGGCUCGGAGAGGCUCAAGCACUCGCAGGCCGAGGGAGACCGCAUGAAGGAGACGCAGAAUAUCAACAAGAGUCUUAGCUGCCUUGGCGACGUGAUCGAGGCCCUCGGCCGCGGAUCCGGGCACGUGCCUUACCGGAAUUCCAAGCUCACGCACCUGCUGCAGUAUAGCUUGGGGGGGAACAGCAAGACGCUCAUGUUUGUCAUGGUGUCGCCGUUAGAGGCUCACCUGAAGGAGACGCUGACGAGCCUGCGAUUUGCAACAAAGGUGCACAACACACAUAUCGGUACAGCCAAGGCGACCAAAAAGAUCAAGGGAAGCGAUUCGUAA
Messenger RNA from Geosmithia morbida, 2427 nucleotides. Its product is annotated as kinesin family member C1. The transcript is spliced from 8 exons. Gene Ontology annotation, molecular function: ATP binding; microtubule binding; microtubule motor activity. Bases 1 to 2427 code for a protein of 808 amino acids. The record is from RefSeq and is a predicted model, not a curated record. Lineage: Eukaryota; Fungi; Ascomycota; Sordariomycetes; Hypocreales; Bionectriaceae. Gene Ontology annotation, biological process: microtubule-based movement.